AACCGUCUCUGGUCUGUCGCUGCCGGGGGUGUGAAUAUCGGUGUAUGAUAGGAUCAGAGCGUAUAUAACGAGCCUACCAUGCCCCAACAGCGCAGGGGUAGAUUGAGCGGUCUACAGAGGGGACAAUUACUACUGCUACUACUGCUACUACUGCUACAGCAAUGACGGUCUCCAUCCUCCCGCGCACGACGCUGCGUACAGUUCAGAUCGCGGUCAGCACGGUGCUGCUGGCGCUCUCGAUAGCAGCCCUGGUGUUGCUCGUCAGGGCUCGCGACGGCGCGGACGGGUAUCGAUAUAACGAGCUCUAUGAUCUCAGCGGGUGGCUGUUUGUCGGGCCCAUCGCAGGGCAAUUCAUCCUCGUUGGCCCCGCGCUUGGACUGAAAGUCCUGCUGUUUGAUUUCAUCCUCGUGCCGUACUUUGAGCAAAGAGAUUUCCGCGUCCUGCAACUCAGUGUCUUUCUCGACAUCGUCAUCCCCGGAUUCUGGCUCGUAACCGCCUCCGUGAUCGGCAGCGCCUGCUACGGCAACCACAAGUGCCCUCGCUCACCCGCCGAGUUUGAGCGGUACCUCCGCAGCAGCAGCAGCGGCAGCAGCGAGUCGUCUAUGUCAGCGGCUGCGAUGUUUGCGAAGCAGCCGCGGUUGGCGGAGGUGGGGUAUGAUUUGCAGACCGUGUUUCCGCUCGCGGUCACGGCUGCUGCGGUCGCGGUGGUGGCGGUGGUUGUGAACGUGGUCUACGUGCGCCGGGUGUCGUCGCCUGCGAGCAAGACCUUCGACGACGGCGAGAGCGAGAGCGACGAGGACUACGAAGAGAAGGAGGAGGAGGAGGAGGAGGAGAAAGAGUAAUGAAUGAAAUGAUUA
This is a messenger RNA of Myxozyma melibiosi, 857 nucleotides long. RefSeq lists its product as uncharacterized. The record is from RefSeq and is a predicted model, not a curated record. Bases 162 to 842 code for a protein of 226 amino acids. The transcript has 2 exons. Lineage: Eukaryota; Fungi; Ascomycota; Lipomycetes; Lipomycetales; Lipomycetaceae.